UCAAUGUCCUCAACUCCCCUCUUACCUACCCUCUACGCCAUCCUACCUUCUUCUUCCCAUACUCAAACAUUAGCAAGAUUAUCGCUUCUCGCCAUCCAUGUUGAAUCGUUAGACCUACAAGAUGAUAUCUACCUAGCUAUUCAACCCGUCUUACCAGGUAGAAGAACACUUCGAAUUAGGACCAAACGAAUCAUCAAACAUUUACCAAAGAAAAAUCCCUCAGAGAGAUUAGAUAUUGGAGAGAUGGACGAAAGGAAAGAACAAUACGAGAUCGUUUAUUUAUCUUCACCUCUUUCAGGUAGAGAAUAUAGUUCUGUUAAUGUUAGAGCUUGUCAAAGUUUAGAUGUCGUUGGUUUUGUGGAUAAAGAUGAAGUUGUGGGGUUUGUCGAGGGAUUAGGAUUUAGUCAUUCUCAUUCCUUCAAACAAAAAGGAACCUUAUUCCACAUCCCAAUCCCAGGUAUACCAAUGACAUUCCAUCUUUCCGUCACUCAAUUAAUUCCUUUAUCCUCUUCCUCUAUCCAUAACAAUCAAGAUCUUAAUGAUUAUCUGAUACAACUUUAUCCAUCUAGACCUGUUCAUACUGUUUCUUCAAAUCAAGAACCGGAUUUACAAAGUAUGAUGAAUCUUUUAUCAGAUUUGACAGGAAAAUUAGAUUGGUUAGAAUGGGGUUCUGGGAGAUGA
Molecule: messenger RNA, 681 nt
Organism: Tremella mesenterica DSM 1558
Lineage: Eukaryota; Fungi; Basidiomycota; Tremellomycetes; Tremellales; Tremellaceae
Exons: 3
Source: RefSeq, a predicted model, not a curated record